This is a messenger RNA of Adineta steineri, 1653 nucleotides long. The record is from the annotation of a GenBank genome assembly. Lineage: Eukaryota; Metazoa; Rotifera; Eurotatoria; Adinetida; Adinetidae.
AUGAGUGCAACAACUACGAAUAUUAUAUCUACUAGCCAUCACUUACCAACUACUUUAUGUUCACAAUGUAGUUCUAUGGCACAUUUUCAAUGUAUAGAUCAUUGUAGAGAAGUUUUCUGUGGUAAAUGUAGUGUUAAACAUCGUACAACAGUUGUUAAACAAAUGAAUGAUUUAACAGAAAAACUUAAACAAUGUAAAAUUGAUCCUAUAACAACACAUAAUGAAAUUGAUGAAAAUUUUUUACGUGCAUCUCAACAAACUAUUAAACGUACACGUGAUACAACGAAUAAUUUAAUUGCAGAACUUCAACAACGUGAAGAUUCAAUAAUCAAAACAAUUGAAAAUGCUUUAGAAGAUAGACGAAAAGAAAGAGAGAAACGUACUGAUUCAGCAUUAUUAACAAGUGAACAAGCUAUUGAUUAUACUCAUUUACUUCACGAUUGUCUUAAUCAAGAUCAUUUAAUCAAUGAAGAAACUAUGAUGAAUAUCCAACGUCGUUUAGAUGCUCGUAAUGCUCUUGGACAUUCAGUAUCGGAAACAAAACAUCCUGUUGUUGAACAAGGAAAAUUUGAACCUGAAAGAUUACUUCAUCUUCGUUAUGCUCCUCGAGCACAAUCUUCACCAUCAAAAAUUCGAAGUUCUCAUGGUACAAGAGUUACUGUACGUUUAGGUACACAUAAACAAUUUCAAAUUCCAUUAGUAAAUACAUUUUCUGUUGGUAAACAUCCUACAGCUGUGUCAUUAAUGGAUCGUUAUGUUGAAACAUUCUUUUUUCGUCGUACACCUGGUAAUAGUUUAAUCUUAUUAAGUACAACAGCUAUUGAUAUUUACAAUCGUGGUUCAGGUAUUGAAUCAAGUAUACAUUUAUCAAAAAUUUUCGGUACAAGAAAAGAUAAAUUAUUAGCUGGUACUUGGUGUGAAUUGACUCAACGACUUAUACUUAAUGGAAAUCAUCGAAUGUAUUUUUAUGAUCUACGUGGACAAGGACGUACAGACAUCUUUCCUUGUCAACCAGAACAUGGAGAUCCAGGUAAUACACAAAGAUUUCUUGCUUGUACACAUGAUGGUUCAAUAAUUUAUGCUUAUAAAUCCGAUAUAAAUGAGUAUACAAUUGAAAAAUUAGUUCAUCCACCUUCAUUCCCAGUGAAAGAUGAUAAGCUUAGACAUGAACAUACUGAACAUUUUCUUCAAGCUAAACAUAUUACAAAAGUAAAUGGUCGUAUAGCAGCUAUGUGUAACACACAUAGUCGUACUGCAAUUGUUUACCGUCGUUUUCGAUCGGAUAAACAACUGGAACAUUAUCUUUGUUUCGCUGAUCAAUCUCUUAAAUUAAAUAAUGAAAAUGAAAUACGAUUACCAACUGAUAUUAAAUGGAUUACAGCAAUUACAGCAUAUGGUAAUGAUGGACAUUAUCUUCUUUGUGAUCCACGUGGACAACAAUUAUUAUUUUAUCAUUUAACAGAAGGUUUUCUGACACGUCGAUUUCGUAUUGGUGCUAUAAAUGCAUGUUGUUUAACCGAUGGUAAACUUGUUUUAUGGUUACAAAAACAAUAUGCUAGUUCACCAACAGGAAAACUUCAUUUUAUAACAGCACCACACUUAGGCGAACCAGCUAAUGUUGCAAAAUCGUUUCCAUUAUUAGAACAGAAAUAA